GCGAGCGACGUUCUUUUCUGCGCAUGCGCCCUAAACGGAGGUGGGCCCGCUGAGGCGAGAAGAUGGCGCCGCCUCUGCUGUCGCUUUUUAGGAGGCUUUUCUUCGUCUGAGAUCCCUAAAGUAGGAGUGAAAAAGCUGGCAGACGCUCUGUGUGGUCCCUGUUGAGUAGAUACCUCAUUGUGAAGAUGAACCCUAACGCUCCUUUUGGUGGACAGCCGCCUGGAGUUUUCCAGGCACCACCUAAGAGUUCUUCUGGAAUGAUUCAGGUUCAGCCACCUCUCCAGUUUGGCCAGCUCUCUCUGUUUGGAUCAAACAGUGGAGGAGGGGUAAAGAAUCUAGGCUUUGCACCCUCAUCUGACUUCACAAGAACUUCAGAACUGCACAGUCCGUCGGGUCAAACUUUGGGAUUUGGGCAGCCCCUGGGAUUUACACAGCCUUAUCCUUUUGGGCAUGCAACAUCGUUCGUGGCUACUUCCACACCAGCCAGUUCAUCCGUUGCCAGCAAACAAGGAUUCAGUUUUAAACCGCCUACAAAUCUUGGGGCAUCUCAGGUUUCUUCAAAGUUUGGAAAUACAUCUGGAGAAAUGUCAGGCAGUGUCUUUGCAGGACCAGAUUUUAGCUUCAAAACUCCUGAGAAUGCAAUGUUCAAGCCAAUUUUUGGCAUUGGUUCGGAACCAGAGAAAACACAAAGCCAAACCAUCCCAAAUCCAUUCACAUUUUCCUUUCCCGGUGAGAGUGGAUCUGGAAGACUUGCCCCCUUUGGCAUUCCCCAGGAAACCAGCAGCUCAAGCUCUACAGUGCAUUUCAGCUUUUCUAAACCAGUCAGCAACAGUACAACUCUGGCAUCUUCCUUCCCUGCUACCUUACCAAGCAAAACCAACGAGGAUGAUAAAAAAGGGCCUAUAAACCCCUUUGCAAAUCCUAGCAGAAGCUUUGCUGCUUUUUCUCACUUGUCUGGUGGGUCAAGCAGACCAGAGCGUGAAGAAUUUGUAGCUCCAAGUGAGCCUGUGGAGAAGGGAACGAAAAGAAAGGAAGAGCAAGAUCAUUCCCCAAGGAGGCGAGAUUAUGACAUUGCGGAUGAGCCAGAGCUUCAGUCGAGGAGUGACUAUUCUUCCAAUAAGCGUCUGGUGAGGCUGACUCGGCCUCGGGCAGGGGGCCUCUUCAGUGUAACGUUGCAGGAUGUUCUGAAAAGCAACAAAGACGAGCGUCCUAAGAAAGAGACCAAAAUGGAGAGAGUCUCCCUGGAGUCCGGAGAGCUGGAACAGACGAGUGCAGCAGGGGGAAGCCAUUCUAGUUUGGCAUUGGCCAGGCCAUCUGUGUUACAGAAAGAGGAAGAAAAUAAGGCAAAGCAGAAGGAAAAGGUUUCCGUCUCAAAUCCCUUGCGUCGAAAUCGGAACAGCGGGAGCACAGAAAGCCUUGGGGGCUUGCCACCAAGCGAACUAAAAGCCUUCCAAUGCAAAAAUAUUCCUGAUUACCUAAAUGACAGAACUGUUCUUGAGAAUCACUUCAAGAAGUUUGUUAAAAUCCAUCGUAUUUAUACCAACAGAAGCAAAAAGCUGGCGGUUGUUUACUGUUUGGAUCAUGCAUCUGCUGCUUUGGCUAGAAAGAAAGCCAAAGUGCUACAUAAAGAAAUAGUGACGUUUUGGCACAAGAAGAAACCAAGUCCAAAUAAGAAAGAGUAUUCAUCCAAGGAGCAGGAGGGAGAUGUAAGUGAAGGGAAGCAAAAAAAUGACCAGCCGAGUCAUCAGCAUUCCUUGCAAAGCAAGUCUUUAAUCCGAUCGACGGUUGCUGGGAGCCUUUUGAGCAAAAGCUCUCCAGUUAAGAAGCCUGGUCUUAAAAAGUCUCUACAGUUUGAGGCAGAUACCUUUGAUCCUGGGUCUGAAAGCCACGGUUUGGAGAACCUGGAAGCAUCUGCAUCAUCUCUCAGUAAUCUCAUAGGCCUGGUAGCAGAGUCCUCUGAAGAUAAAUACCGCCUUCUCGACCAGAGAGAUAAAAUCAUGCGGCAAACUCGAGUGAAACGAACAGAUCUCACCCAGACUUUUAUCGGCACGUGCCCAGAUAUGUGCCCAGAGAAAGAACGAUACAUGAGAGAGACGAGGAACCAGCUCAGUAUCUUUGAAGUGAUUCCAGGAACCGACAAGGUUGACCACGCAGCUGCAAUAAAGGAGUACAGCAGGUCUUCGGCAGACCAGGAAGAGCCUUUGCCGCAUGAGCUGAGGCCUUUGGAAGUGCUGAGUAUGACCAUGGACUAUUUAGUCACUCAAAUCAUGGACAAGGGAGAAGGGAACUUCCGAGAGUGGUACGAUUUCGUAUGGAAUAGGACUCGUGGGAUAAGGAAGGAUAUAACCCAGCAGCAUCUCUGCACUCCUCUGACGGUUUCCUUGAUUGAGAAAUGCACUCGUUUCCACAUCCACUGUUCCCACCACCUGUGCGAAGAGCCAAUGUCUUCUUUUGAUGCUAAAAUCAACAACGAGAACAUGACUAAGUGCCUCCAGAGCCUGAAGGAGAUGUACCAAGACCUGGCCAACAAGCAGAUUUACUGUAAGAACGAACCUGAAUUCAGGGGAUACAAUGUCCUCCUGAACCUCAACAAAGGAGAUAUUCUCAGAGAAGUCCAGCAGUUUCGUCCCGAAGUGCGGAACUCCAGUGAAGUCCGAUUUGCAGUUCAAGCCUUUGCUGCAUUAAACAGCAAUAAUUUUGUGAGGUUUUUCAAACUUGUACAAGCAGCUUCUUACCUGAAUGCAUGCUUACUACAUUGCUAUUUCAGUCAGAUCCGCAGAGACGCUCUGAAGUCUCUCAAUAUUGCAUACACUGUGAAUGCUCAGAGGUCGACCAUCUUUCCACUGGACAAUGUGGUUCGCAUGUUACUCUUCAGGGACUCUGAAAGCGCAAGUGCUUUUAUCAGCUACUAUGGCCUCAGUGUGUCUGAUGGUUUUGUGGAGUUGAAUCGUUCAGCCUUUUUGGAACCAGAAAGCUUACACAAACCAAAGAAGUCGCCAUUUGUUAGCCAGAAGCUAAAUGGGCUGGUGGGGGAAAUUGUCUGUGGGGGACCUCUGCCAGCCGUAACUUGCCAUGUACCUGUGUGCAGUUUCAACGGGCAAAACAAAUACACUGGGGAGAGUGCUGCGGUGGAUUUGGCCAGCAGUAGUCAGAAAGCCAGUGCCGAUGCCUCAGAAGCAAAAGCAGAAGGAGAUGAAAUGGACUUAGAGCCGCGUCAGGUUCACCCCCCACCGUUGGCUUUGCCACUCCAGCCGGCCCCCUUGCCUUGUGCUGCAGUCUCUGCCUUUCAGCCUCUUCCACAGCCAGCAGCACCUCCUCCUCCUCCUCCGAAACCUCGGCCUGCUUAUUGUGACACGGACAUAGUGGGAGUAGUCGAAGAGCUGGUGCAUGAUGUGCUGGAGGCGGAAUGUAGAGAAGUCGGCGCUGCAGGGGCAGCCUACAUGCAAGCUGCAAGAUGGAUGUCUGAUUCUACUGCAAAUGAACUCAUGUCAGAAGUGAUGCUGGAAGCCUUGAGGAAGAUUGCUUCUAAUACCUUAAAUGCAGAAAGAGAGCGAUUUGAAGAGGAAAAACGGCGGGCUGAAGAACAGAGACGAAAGCAAGAAAGAGAGAAGUUCAUAACUUUGCUGAGCCAAUCUUUGGGUGCAGAAUUCACAGAAGAAGUAGUAAAGGAAAUUGUGGGAGAGGUUUCAGCUAAAGAGUUACGGUGUGCUUUGGAGGAAGACCACAGAGCACGCGUUGCCCGUUGCUCAAAGGAAGUCUGUGCUGAAAUAGUGGGCGUGUCUCUGGAAGAAGAGAUUUUCCACUGUGCUAAGGAGACGCUGCAGGAACUCCAGUGCUUCUGCAAAUACUUACAGCGGUGGAGAGAAGCUGUUAUAGCCCGAAAGAAACUGAGGCGUCAGAUGAGAGCCUUCCCGGCAGCUCCAUGCUGUGUAGACCCCAAAGACAAGCUGAAGGCCCUGCUGCCCAGUGCAGAGUGCCCUACAGCCCAAGAGAACCUGGUGAGAGGGAUUGUAGACCUUGGGCGCGCUGGGAAGCUUGGCACCUCUUGCUGCAGACUUGCAUGGUUACGACAGAAGGCGAGCCACCAAAUGAAAGUGCAGUAUUUUUACCAGCAGUUAUUACGUGAUGCAGUGUGGACUCCGCUGGACCUGCCAUCCUUGGUUGCUGAAAAUAUUCCAAAGCAGCAAGAAAACGUCUUCUGGAAGGUGCUUUUGGUGCUGCCGGAUUACGAGGACCUCCCAGUGGAGGAUCACAGCAGAGUCCUGGCAGAUUGGUUGAAAGCGAAAUUCACCAUUGGUAAAAAUGUCAAGGAUCCCGCAGCUAAGGCAGAUAAUGGACUCCAGACACUUUCUUUACAUACCUCUCAUCACAUGCAGAGCGAUCAGGCUGUUUGCGUUAAAGUGUGCGUAAAGGUGUCUCACGGAACGCUCAGCCUCCCGGAACUGGAAAAAGUGGAGAAUCGGAAAGAGCUCUUCGGCACCAGCGGGCUCAUUCUCCUGCUGACCCCUCAAGUGAGGAGCGAGGACAUCACCCAGGAAGACGUUUACUGGCUUUCUGCCUUGCUUCAGUUGAAACGGCUCCUUCAGGGAAAGCCUUUCCAUCCGGUGGUGCCUCUGGUGGUUUUCGUUCCAAGCCAUGGAGGAGGAGAAGCCAUCCAAAAAGAAGCUGAAGAAGGGUUGAUGCUGCCGGAUUUGAUUUCAGCUAACCUUAUUUCAGACUACAUCGUUGUUGAACUGCCAGAUUCCGUCAGUGACUUGCAAGGCACCAGCAAAUUGACUGAAGCAGUGCAGUGGCUGGUGGCUCAGUGCCCCAGUUCCCUCCAGCUCGGCUGCCAGACGCUGACAGAGUACGUCGAGGAUGGCAUUGACCAGGAAUUCAACCAGCAUUUCUACCAAGACAGGAAGGAGAGGCGUGAGGCUGGCUUGCCCUCCCAGGACCCCAGCACCAUCAUAGAGCUAUACAAUAGUGUGAUACAAUUCCUGGCCGACGUCUGCUCUUCGGAAGAGCUCCAUGACCUGUCCUGGCCCGUAACAGAAUUUGUGGAACCUGGGGGCAACAAAGCACUUCCCCAUCUGCAAUGGAACACACCCAGCCAUUUGGCCUGGCUGAAGAAAGCGCUCCUGUCCUUCCAGAUCCCUCAGAUGGAUCUCCCUCCUUUGGGUGCUCCCUGGCGUCUUGUUUACACCAUGAUUCUCCAGUAUUUGUCCCAGACGGCCAGUUCUCCUCAGACCCAAGCAGUCCUUCAGUCUCAGAUAGAGAGCUUGCUGAGCAGCAUAUAUGUCAAGUGGAGGGGCAGGAUGCCCGUCAGCUCAGAAGACGACGGCCCGUCUGUGGAAGAGAUUCCUUGGGACAGUAUUUUGGCCCUCUGCAUCAACCACAAACUGAGGGACUGGAAACCUCCUCGCUUGCCAGUAGUGCCGGAAGCAGUGAGCAAAGAUGGGCAGGUGCACGUGUAUUUUGUGAAGGAGCACUUGAGAAAAUUUGUCCGUCCACCUUUAUGGGAAGAAGCUCGACUGAAAACUCAAAAAGAGGUCCAGCGGAGUCGAGGAAGGUCCGUGAUGAAGCCUCAGGCUUUCCCGCAGCCGUCUUUUUGCUCAUUUUCUCUGGCGAAAUUUGAUGCUAGUAUGAGAAACAUGAGUGACGAGGAACUGCGUGCUUCCUCUGCAGCGGAUCUCACGCUGACUGUUUCACAUCUGGAACAUCGCUUAGAGCACCUGUCUGCCAUGCUGCAGCUGGAAAAAACGGAGAGCAGGAGGUUUGAUGAGCAGCUGCAGCAGUUGUUAGUGAGCGACCCUGAGCCUUUAUGGGAGCCGCAGUCUCUUCCUCUUUACCUUCCUGAGGCUUUGGUAUCUAUGCCUCAGAUUAUCCCCCCAGUGGCAAAAAGAUCUGCGCCAAGAAGCCCAGAGAUCCUGAAGGACACAGAGCCCUCCCUAGCACACAGACUUCAGUAUCUGAAGCACCUGCUCAGGGCUAGCAAAGAAGAGGAGGCGACUUGUGGACUCCACCUGGCUACUGUGUUGGACAUGACAAAUGCCUGAUCGGGACUAGCCUAACUGUGUGGGGAAAGAGAGCUCGCUGUGGAUGGGAAACCCGAACGAGUGACUCCGAGAAGGGCUUUUGUGUCUCAUUGCUCAGCGGGAUUUACUUUGUUGUAUGAAUUGCCUCCACUUGAUUCGAUUGAACAAAUAAGAAUAUAAAUAUGCGUUGAGAAGAACCCAGCAACCUCAGCAGAGAAGAUGUCACACUGCUUCAGUUCUUUCAGGCUGUUGACUCGCAGGUGGUUGUAGAAUAUUGUUGGAAUUUUCCUCAUGAUCAAGUCAAAUGGGUUUUUGGAUUAUUUGCGUUCAUUUUGUAUUUUGGCAUGUGUACUUGGAAGGAAGCUUCAUCAAACUCACUGGGAUUUCCAAGUAACUUUCUUUGUACUAAGUGCAUGCUUUUGAAGAGCUUCUGUAUAUGGUGAACGCAGCGAAUCAUCUGGCCCCUGGAUGGGUUGGAUUGUUGCCUUACAGCGGUCUGGCUCAGGCAACUUUCGUGCAUCUGACCUCCCAAUUACUUAACGUGGAUUAGUAUUUUUUCCCGUAUUGAGAGUCCUGCUUAUAGAUCAGCAUAGAAUUUGCUGUGUGUACAUGCAACGAGUUGCAUGCAGGUAUGAAGACCUGAUGCAAUUGGUGGCCUCUCCAGGGACUGGUUCUCACCCCUCUGUGGAAGGGACUUCCAUGUCAGUUUCUGUGCCCAUAUUGGGAUGAUCCCCGGGAUCUGUCUCAAAGAUAUUAAUCUUUGAUAUGGUGAGUGGCAGGUGAAGCCGAGUCCCUCGUGCACCUUGUUACAGAUCUAAUGUUCUCAGCGGAAGUGUCUUAGGAACGGGGAUGCUUUUUCUUUUUUCUCCAGAAUUCUGAGCAGUUCUUGGUUCCAAAGGGUUUUUUUAAAAAAUAAAACUAUAAACCUCAGUCCUCAAAGACAAGAGGCUUGAGUGUGUAUCCAGAUCAACUUGACUCUUAAUUGAGAUUUGUGCAAGAGAAGACGUAGUUUGUUAAUGCAACUUUUGGCUUUUCUACUGGCUGAAGGAUCUUAAAGAUUGUAUUGCUUAAGAGAGAACAUAUUUUAAUCAAGGAUUAUUUGAACUCCACAUGACUAUUUAAGUAGGUCCAGUCUAAGGGGGACUUUCUUUGUUAGCGAGAACACCGUCAUCACCUGUCCCCAUGAUAAGAAAAUGUAACUUGCUUAUCUUCCCCUUCAUGGCUUCAAGCACAGGCAGAAAAAAGGCAAGGUAUCUCAUGCAUUUCUUAGGAUAGUUGUCUCUCUUGCCCACAGGUAGACACACGUCUCUCCUACGCAUUAGUUGAACAGUCAUUGAAUUGCUGUGUUCUCUUGGGGUCCCCUAGAGGAUGUCGGCUCAGUAUGAGAGCACCAGUCGGACCCAGCAGCCAUUUUACAGCUGGUUCUUCAGGAGCCGAGUUAUGAAUUUGUUGUUUUUUCUUUAAAUGUUUGCUGUUUUGGAUUUUUAUCAUUGGCGCGCUUGCCUUUUAAUUAAGCACAAUGUGUGCAGAUGCUGGUGUUUAUAUUGUAAUAGAUAACAUAAUUCCAUGAUCCUGGUGUUUUUCUUCAAAGUGGCUUUUUUUGCCCUUAGUGCACCGUGUUGAAUAAAGGACGUGCUUUUAUUGGCCAGGAAACCGGUGAUGUAGAAUAAAUUAAAAAAAUAAUAAUGAUAUUUUAAAUUAUAUAUAUGGACAAGUUUAACAUGUAAAUAUAGCUGGUUUGAAUAA
Messenger RNA from Heteronotia binoei (common prickly gecko), 7763 nucleotides. RefSeq names its product minichromosome maintenance complex component 3 associated protein (gene MCM3AP). Gene Ontology annotation, biological process: mRNA export from nucleus. The coding region runs from base 186 to 6038 and encodes 1950 amino acids. NCBI's taxonomy places the organism in Eukaryota, Metazoa, Chordata, Lepidosauria, Squamata, Gekkonidae. The record is from RefSeq and is a predicted model, not a curated record. Gene Ontology annotation, cellular component: transcription export complex 2; cytoplasm; nucleus. The transcript is spliced from 29 exons.